AACAGGCGGGAGGCAGUGUGGUUGUCAGCGGCGUGGCCCCCCACCCGCAUUGAGUCAUUUACAUGAUCGCCUCGAAAACAGAGCACAAUUGGAGAACAAACGCAGCGACGCUCCCGGCGAGCGGAACGGCCAGCAUUGAGGCAUUUUCUCCGCGAGCUGUCAGUCGUUGAUUAGCCCGCUCGCUGGCCAGACAUCCACACAUCCCGCCCUCAGAUCCAAAGCAAUAUACAACUCCAAAGGCAGAGCACUCCAAAAUAAGGAGAUAAAGAACUAAUAUAAAUACCAGGCACAGUCCAGGGGUUGGAUUAGACGGCUGAAGAAAACCCAAGAAGCAACAUGCCCACAGACCAAGAGCCCACCGCCGAGCAAAUCGCCGAAGUUAGGACCGCCAUACUCAAGAAAUUGGAAGCCGAACCACCAGCAGAACCCUUCCACCCCAAUGAUCUAAAGCGGUUGAAGGACUCUGAUCUCUGGAUCAGCAAACUACUAAAAAUCUAUGAAUUCGACCUGGAGAAGACCAACACCAGGCUGUGGGACAACCUGAUCUGGCGCCAGAGCUUCGGGGUCAACGAUAUUACCGUUAAUAGUUUGAACCAGGAGUUCCUAAAUGAUGGUUCCAUCUAUGCCCACAACAAGGAUAGGGACGGAAAACCCCUGCUUAUCAUCAGCAUGAAGAAGCACUCAAAGAGCCGCAACCUAGACGAUCUCAUACGCAUCAUCGUCUACUGGGUGGAGCGGCUGCAGCAGGAAACAAACCUGGAUAAGAUUACUCUCUUCAUGGACAUGACUGGCUCGGGCUUGAGCAACAUGGACAUAGAUUUUAUCAAGGCGAACAUAGGGAUUUUUGAGACCAAGUAUCCUUAUGUGCCGAACUACAUUAUAGUUCAUGAGCUGCCCUUCCUCUUGAAUGCUGCCUUCAAAAUUGUAAAGACCUUCUUGCCCGAAGAGGCUCUCAGGAUCCUGCGUGUCACCACCAAGAAGGACAUUGAUCAGUAUGUGGAUAAGGACAACUGCCUGAAAUUGUGGGGCGGCAACGAUGAUUACGAGUACAAAUUUGCCUAAAGACCUUGCCCAUCCCAACUCUGUAUUGUAGUGUAAAUAAUACGAUAUUUAUUGACUGGAA
This is a messenger RNA of Drosophila bipectinata, 1123 nucleotides long. RefSeq names its product motile sperm domain-containing protein 2. The record is from RefSeq and is a predicted model, not a curated record. Gene Ontology annotation, cellular component: endoplasmic reticulum-endosome membrane contact site; endomembrane system. NCBI's taxonomy places the organism in Eukaryota, Metazoa, Arthropoda, Insecta, Diptera, Drosophilidae.